AUGGAGGCGCACCCGGCCAGCCCGCCCGGGCGCGGGACCGUGAGCGCGGCGGUGCGCGAGCACCUGCGGAAGCUGUGUCUGCGCGAGUUCCCGUGCGGCACCGGCAGCUGGAACAAGUCACGCUUUCUUCCCCAAACUGGGCGAACAUGGAGGGAGCUGGUCCCCAGAGAGGAGGACAAGGUGAGCCCCGGGGAGGAGACCGUGGAGGCCCUGCUGGGCCUGGUCCGCAGCCCCCACUCCCCCUGGGCGCUGCUGAAGGACUCGAGUGAGGAAGACUGUUUUCUGCGAGAACUGGCCAUCCAGAACCCACUGAUGCUCAGGGACACGUUCUUCUACUCCUACUUCCGGUCCCUGCGGGUGGUGGACAAGGAGGUGAGCCAUGUGGAUAAAGACCUCUUGAAGUUUCGAAAGCUGGAGGAGUUGGUUCUGAGCGCCAAUCAAAUCAAGGAGGUUGAUGCCGCCAACCUGCCCACAACACUCAAGGUGCUGGAGCUCUACGGCAACGAGAUCAGCAGCAUGGAGUGUCUGUGCGCUCACCCACCCCCACGCCUGCAGCACUUGGGCUUGGGCCACAACAAACUCCAAGGCCCUUUGGAAAGUCUGUACCUCACCUCCAAUCACUGGCCCAACCUCGUCUCUCUGGACCUGGGCUUCAACGACCUGACAGACCUGCAGGGCGUGAUGGUCAACCUCAGGACCCUCAGGCAGCUGCGGCUGCUGGUGCUGCAGGGGAACCCGCUGGCGCUGGUGCCCUACUACCGCGGCUUCACCAUUGACAGCCUGUCCUGGCUCUGCGUGCUGGAUGACAUCACCGUGUCCCCCCACGAGAAGCAUCAGUUCCUGGGGCUCAGCCUCAGUGGAGAUUUCUUGACACGUGAGGCGCAGCUUGUGGUGACCAUUGGAAAUGUCACAGGGGUUCUGGACACCUCCGUCUUCGACCCGGAACCAGGGCCCGAAGGCCCUUUCAUCACCUACAACUAUUACGUGACCUACGAUUUUAUGGAAGAGAAGGAAGGCCAAGGGGUCGAGUACGAGGGUGUGCUGGCCAAGAUCGUCAAGCCUUCUCCCAGCCCGGAAUUAUUUGUCGAGGACUUUGCUGAAGAGUUUGUGGAAGAGGCCGAAGAAGAGUCUCCAGAGUCUGGGAUGGCCGACUCGGGAGAGUCGGAGUCGACCCUCGUCUCCGCUGAGUCGGCUGCCGUGCCCAGGUCGAUAGACUCCGCGCAAGAGUUGGCCAAGUUGCGGCCUUGUGUGGAUCCCCGGCUCUUCCCGUCCCCAGGGACCAUCCUCUUCAGCACCGCCCACAAGCCCUGGGCUCAGGUCAUUCCCUGCAACUAUGAGAUGCAGCACACCCUCAAGGACCUGGUGUUGCUCAAGGCCUUCCUGCUGACGGGGACCACUGUGACCAUCGUGGAGGAGAAGAUCCUCUCCUGGCCGUUAAGGCCGCCUGCUGUCGACAGCUCCUUGCCUGCCAAGCAAGGGAAAGGGGAGAAAGACCAGAAAGGGAAGAAGGAGAGAGGGAAGAAGGGGAAGGACAAGGAAGGGAAGGAGGAGAAGGAGCCUGCCAAGGAACAGAGGGUGCCCAAGAAGAAGAAAGAGCUUCCCAAGGAGCUCCGCCAGGACGCGCCCAUCCUGCAGGUGCUGGGCAGCGGCUCGGUGGUCCUGGAGCCCCUGCUCUCGGGGGAGCCCACGGUGUCCACGGUGUGCAACUUUGGGGUGAUCCGCACCUUGGAAUCCGAUAAGCUGACGCUUGCCAGGGAUUUGAAGAAGCUUAAGAAAGUUGCCAAAAAAGAAAAAAAAUCCCUGGCUCCAGUGUUCGAUGGCGACUACUGCCCGGAGCCGCUGACGGUGGAGGUGCAGGUCCAGCUGAGCCAGAGCCGCUCGGCCUCCGAGGCGCUGCGCGCGUCCGCCGUGUAG
This is a messenger RNA of Propithecus coquereli (Coquerel's sifaka), 1914 nucleotides long. It is a transcript of the gene LRRC43, whose product is annotated as leucine rich repeat containing 43. Lineage: Eukaryota; Metazoa; Chordata; Mammalia; Primates; Indriidae. The coding region runs from base 1 to 1914 and encodes 637 amino acids. The transcript has 12 exons. Gene Ontology annotation, molecular function: protein binding. The record is from RefSeq and is a predicted model, not a curated record.